AGGGAGGACACGCCUCUGAGGCCACGCCCCCAUCUGUUUUCAUGUGCGGUUUCCUCCCGGAGCUCCGAGUCCCGCCUCCGUUUUUAACGCUCCAACCGGAUGUUUUAUGUGCGUUUUUAUUGUUGUUGUGUAGCCUGAUGUAUUUCACCAAGGGGUGAAGCGGGAGGAAAGGUUUUCUAUCUCCGCCGAUGGACGCGUGGAGCUGGGCGUGUGGACGGCAGUGAUUCCCCUGGGCACCUGGAUCUGAGAGAGAGGGUGGUGUAGCAUGUCCAGGUGUUGAGGGUUCCUCCACCACCACCAUGCUGAAACGGCUGGAUAAGAAGAUCCGGUUCCGGGGCCACCGGAGGGACGACUCCCUGGACCUGGACCUGGACCAGUCCCCCCUGGACCAGUCCCCCAGCACCUCGGACAACGAGUGUGGGGACGACCCGGCACGGACCGGCUCCCCCACCCGGGACGCUGAGGACCUGCUGGACUCAGACACGCCCCCCCUGACCGACGCCCAGGCUGGUGCUGGUGCGAUGGCCGCAGAGGUCCAGGACUUCCAGAGGUUGGAGGCUGACCGCCUGACAGAAGUCAAGGGUCACCUGGAGAUAGCCCUGCUGGAGAAGCACUUCCUGGAGGAGGAGUUGAGGAGGCUGAGGGAGGAGGCGGGUGUGGAGGCGCUGAAGCAGGAGGUGGAGAAGGAGCGCUGCAAGAGGCUGGACGUCGAGACCAGACUAAACCAGCUCAUCAAGACCAGAUCUGAGGACCCUCCCCCUCCUCUGCUCCCCAAUGCCACGCCCCCCCAAGCUGACGGAACAGAGCCUCAGAGGGAGACAGUUUUCUCCCGCCUCCGGAGGUCCUGGUCUGAGCGCGUCUCCUCCCACCUCGAGGACUUCCACUUCCAGCCAGAGGAGGUCGUCACGGAAACGGAGGAGCCACUCAGCGCCAAGAGGCUGACGGAAAACAUGAGGCGACUAAAGCGCGGCCUGAAGCCGGUCACCAACUUCAAGAGGAACCUGGCGGCUCUGAGCAGCUGGUUCAGCGUCUACACCUCGGGCAUCGCCUUCAUCGUCUAUAUGAAUGCAGCGUGGUAUGGGUGGGUCAUCCCAGUGUUCCUCUUCCUCGCCAUCCUCAGACUCUCCCUCAACUACCUCAUCUCAAGAGGCUGGCGGAUUCAGUGGAGUAUCGUUCCUCAAGUGUCAGACUCACUGGACCCUCCUAAAGAUGACCUCACCGUCUCUGAGAAGUUCCAGCUGGUCCUGGAUGUAGCUCAGAAAGCACAGAACCUGUUUGGGAAGAUGGCUGACAUCCUGGAGAAGAUAAAGAAUCUGUUCAUGUGGGUACAGCCUCAGAUGACCCAGAAGCUUUACGUCGGUCUGUGGCUGGCCUUCAUCUCCUCCUGCCUGCUGCCCUACGACCUGCUGGGCUUCAUUAUAGGUCUGUACGCUGGCAUUAAGUUCUUCAUCAUCGACUUCCUCUACAAGAGCUGUCCCAAGCUGAGGGCCAAGUACGACACGCCCUACAUCAUCUGGACCAGCCUGCCCACCGACCCCCAGCUCAAGGAUAGGGGAGCCCCUCCCCUUCACCGACGGACGCCUUCCACAGCCUCCCGCAGUUACCGAGCAACCAGCCCGCCCCCGGGGCCGGGUAGGGAGGAGGAGGGCGGGCGGAACAACUCCAAGAAAGGAGCGUUCCAUGAAGUGUUCAACCUUGACGAGAAGGAGCGCCCCCUAGCAGUGUGUGAGAACGGCUGGAGGUGUUGUUUGAUCAACAGAGAUCGUAAAACACCGUCUGACUACAUCCGCAACGGAGUCCUGUACGUCACAGAGAAUUUUCUAUGUUUUGAGAGCUCUAGCUCGAGGUCCAGUGCCUAUAAGAAGAACAAGGUCAUCGCUCUGCUGGACAUCACCGACAUCCAGAAGUACAAAGUUCUGUCUGUGCUGCCCGGGUCUGGGAUGGGCAUCUCCAUAGCAACGCCCUCCACUCAGAAGCCUAUGGUGUUUGGUGCUAUGAUCCACAGAGACGAGGCGUUUGAGGCCAUUUUCUCUCAGUACAGCAAGACUUUGACCGCGACCUCCGACCCCUAGGACCUCCCCCCCCUCCUUCAUUGUGUCUUUUAUCUCGUCUUUCACUGCUGGACACCAGCUCAUUGACACACACACACAGACACACACACACACAGCCAGGGGAAGUGUUAUUUCAUAAAGUGUUUGUGAGCUAGUUAGCAGCUAACUAGCUUAGCUUCCAGUUGUUGGACCACACUGAACAGUUUGACCUAAAUCCUCUUUAAUAAUCUGAAUGUUGGUGUAAAGCACAGAAUAUCAUGUUGGUCUUUUAUCGUCAAAUCUCUCAGCCUCUGCACUUAUUUGUGAGGUUUUGUACUAAUCCUGUUGAAUCAUUUCCUUGAGGUUGUAGGUUUGAUUCCAUGUGGGUUAGGUUAGGUCAGUGGCCAAUUUUUAGACACCGAUUCCGAUAUUUAUAAGUCCCUGGUCAAAAAGUCCAAACGUUGAGAGUGAAUGCUUAAGUCAGAUGGAUGAAGAAACCUGUGAUUUGAUGAUGGAGUGCGUCAGUACUUCCUGUCAGAAGCUCAGGGUUCACUGGGUAGGCAGGGGGAGGGGGGGAGCCGUUUGAUUGACAUCUGCCAGACACGUCACACGGAUCGGUUUAACCUAAUGAAGCUAGUCUACCACCCAAUUAAUAAUGACAGACAGACAGACAGAUAGGCCGACGUACAGACAGACAGACAGACAGACAGACUCCUCUAAAUUAAGAGAUAAGAGUGACAGCUGUGUUUAUCCUGCCAUGACUCCUCUGUGAACAGUCUGCCAUUUUGUAUCACUUUGACUGUUCACACUGGACACCAACAUUACCGAAACAGACCCAAACAGAAGCAGAUCAUAGAUUUGGUCGGCCAGGGACUCAAACUCGCACCCCGACUCUGACUCGAGUGAAGCUCAGUGACUCAUGACAUUGAGUUCAAAACAGCUGAGUCCAAUCUCCAGUAACGAGCUCACUGAACCUCAGAGGUUCAUCCUGGAGACCGGGGGUCACAAUGGUCUCUGGAAGCCUUCGUCUGUCUCCCUCCAUGUCCUUCCUAUUUCAGUCCUCUCAUUGGUGGAAACCUAAGGGGUUAAUUAGCACUGUCUCACCAUGGUGAUGAUGGUCCUCUCGACGGUACGCUCAGUGGUGACAGAGCCUUCCUGUCCUGACCUCAGUGAGGAGGACGUUACCGUGGUGACGGUCAUCGUUUAGUAGGUCAUCUUGACAUGGUGUCGUCACAGGGUGACGGUGUAUUUACAUGACUACAACUCCCAUGAUGCACUCUGAUGUACGAGCGCGAUACCUGCCUUGCCCGACAUGCCCUACAUGGGGGUUUUAUACUGCAUGGAUCAAAUGUCUUUCUGCAACUUAUUCUGCUGUUAAUUAAGUAUUGAUUCUCUUAAUUUUUGUACAUUUUAUUAAACAUAUACAAAACAUA
Molecule: messenger RNA, 3463 nt
Organism: Gadus morhua (Atlantic cod)
Lineage: Eukaryota; Metazoa; Chordata; Actinopteri; Gadiformes; Gadidae
Product: GRAM domain-containing protein 4
Exons: 19
Coding region: 300-2072 (590 amino acids)
Biological process (GO): apoptotic process; negative regulation of toll-like receptor 9 signaling pathway
Source: RefSeq, a predicted model, not a curated record